Triticum turgidum subsp. durum (durum wheat) is the source of this 987-nucleotide messenger RNA. NCBI's taxonomy places the organism in Eukaryota, Viridiplantae, Streptophyta, Magnoliopsida, Poales, Poaceae. The record is from the annotation of a GenBank genome assembly.
AUGUUCAUCCAGAAGGCAUGGAGGACGGCAGCGUUCGGGCUCUAUGGCUUCACCCAGUUCACCAAAUCCGGCUUCGUGGAACACGCCAAGAAAUUUAGAGAGGAGGAUAUGCAGAUCCGGUUGGAUGGGAAAAAUUGCCUGGUAACUGGAGCAAAUUCUGGCCUAGGUUAUGCGACAGCUCAGGGCUUGGCUUCUCAUGGCGCCACUGUCUAUAUGCUUUGCCGUAACAAAGAAAGGGGAGAGACUGCUCUGAAUGAAAUAAGAUCCAAAACUGGCAAUAUGAAUGUUCAUCUGGAGAUAUGUGACCUUUCAUCAAUUAACGAAGUCAAGACAUUUGCCACAAAAUUCUCUUCAUUGGAGAAGCCACUUCAUGUCCUUGUUAACAACGCCGGCUUACUAGAGCACAAGCGUACGACUACAUCGGAAGGUUUGGAGCUCAAUUUUGCUGUGAAUGUGGCAGCAACAUACACUUUAACAGAGCUAGUGAUGCCACUGUUGGAAAAAGCAGCACCUGAUGCUCGUGUCAUUACAGUUGCUUCAGGAGGGAUGUACACUGAGCCACUGAACACGAAUUUACAAUACAGCGAAAGCGAAUUUGACGGGACAAAACAAUAUGCUCGUAACAAGAGAGUUCAGGUUGCUCUCACCGAAUGGUGGGCUGAGAAAUACAGCAACAAGGGAGUGGGUUUCUACUCCAUGCAUCCAGGAUGGGCUGAUACACCUGGAGUCUCGAAGAGCUUGCCGGGACUAUCAGAGAAGCUAUCAGGAAACCUGAGAUCGAACGAAGAAGGGGCUGACACAGUGGUCUGGUUGGCUUUGCAACCCAAGGAGAAGUUAGUCCCAGGGGCUUUCUACUUCGACCGGGCCGAAGCGCAAAAACAUUUGAAGUAUGCUGGGACUGCAGCAUCCCAUGAGCAGAUAGGUUCGAUUGUUGACAGCAUUCGCUCCAUCUGUAACCUACCUGCUAACCCACAAGUUUAUCAGUGA